AUGACAGCUGAUGAUGAGGAUAUUCUCACUUUCAACUGUAUCUUUCUUCCCACGAGAUACUAUCAGAGUGAUAUCUCAGAACUUGCAAGACAUUCUAAAAAUGAAAGAUUAACAAACCUCAAAUUAGUAGCUAAUAUUACCAAACAUCCGCCUGAUGAUGGCUAUUAUAUAGCUGAACAAUAUGAUGUCAUCGUGCUUAAGGCUAAUAAAAAAGACGCGGUUGAUGUACUUAGGCAUCAAGUUACGAAAAGGCUGAAACCUUUGUUUAAUAUUUCUUCCAGCACAUUACGUCUUUUUAUGCUUAAAUAUGAUACAAGUAUCUAUGAAGUCAUCAAUACUUAUAAUAGCAUGGUCCCUGAUGCAACCGAAGUUAAAGAUAACUCGGAUGAAAACAAAAAUGACUCAGAUGAGUCAGUCAGCACAGACAGUAAAACAUCCCAAGGAAGCAUGACCCCUGAUACAACCGAAGUCGAAGGUAACCCGAAUAAAAGCAACUUAAAUGACUCAGUCAAUUCAGACAAUAAAACAAUCCAAGAGGCAAUCGACAAAUUUGACAAAUUACACAAAUUACCCAAUGCCAACCGCAACGUACGUAACCGAGUCAACCGAGUUAACCCAGACAAUCAAGCUAAUCCUUUGAAAUCGAGAGAAAUGAAACCAUACGAAAAGAUUGGUUAUUAUUUUGACAAAAAUGGUCGGACUAAUGAUAUUCAAAUCAUUGCUAGUGAUGAUAAAUAUGAUCCAUACAAUACAGGAAAAAAAUUCUUAGAAGUUCAGGAAUAUUGA
Molecule: messenger RNA, 786 nt
Organism: Rhizophagus irregularis DAOM 181602=DAOM 197198
Lineage: Eukaryota; Fungi; Glomeromycota; Glomeromycetes; Glomerales; Glomeraceae
Source: RefSeq, a predicted model, not a curated record